Tetrahymena thermophila SB210 is the source of this 1587-nucleotide messenger RNA. RefSeq names its product zinc finger, C3HC4 type (RING finger) protein. Gene Ontology annotation, molecular function: ubiquitin protein ligase activity. The record is from RefSeq and is a predicted model, not a curated record. The transcript is spliced from 3 exons. NCBI's taxonomy places the organism in Eukaryota, Ciliophora, Oligohymenophorea, Hymenostomatida, Tetrahymenidae. Gene Ontology annotation, biological process: protein ubiquitination.
AUGUUUAAGAUUUUAGUGGUGGCGUUAGCACUGAUAAAAUUUAUAAUAGGAUAAGAAGAUAAUUUUCAGAUAUCACUCAACAAAAAUGUUAGUCAGCAGAUAAAGUUUUAUACUCAAAAUCACACUAUUGGAUUUCAAGUAGAUUGGGGACAAGUAGAAUAAACAGUAAUAAAAAAUACUGUUUAUGAAUUAGUUAUAGAUGCAAACGUGACUCAUUUUCCCAGCUCUGAAUACUAAAUUCCAUUUUUAUGUAUUAGUAACAAAACAGCAACAAGUAUAGUAAAAUAAAAAGAUAUGAUAGCUCCAAAAGUUAUAGCAGAUUAUUGCGAUUUUUAUAGCUACAGAACAAAUUAAGGGUAAUAUAGAAUAAUUUUUAACUCCGAAUAAUGGUUUAUUGAAGCGUAAUACUAUUUAUCCUUUUUGAACAUCACUUCACUUUAAAUUUAAACAUUAGAUGAUUUUGAUAAGAUUCCUGUUGGCAACAUUAAGUUGAAUAAUAAUGGAACAUUGCUAGAUAAUAAUUACUGGAUCAUAGAUGUUAAUAUUGGGCUAUACUAAGUUCAUACAAAGUAAUUUGGUUGUAACUCUCAAGGAGAAUAUAACUUAACUUUACAAUAAUGUACUUGCAAUCCGGGAUUUGCAGGAAUGUUUUGUGAAUUUAUUGUUGAAGAAUUAUCUGGUGAUGUAACUCAGAAUGCAAUAAUUUAGCCUUAUAAAUAUUAAUCCUACAAGUUCACAUAUAACAAUUAUUAUAAUCUUGUUAUUGAGUUAAAUAACACCGCAACUUUUAACUACUUCUUUUGUGAUUAAACUGAUACUGAAGAUAAAUUACAAAGAAUGUUUAUAUAGACAUUCCAGUAUAAGAGCUUGAAAUUAUAAUACAAAAGAAAAUAGUAAGUGGUACCCUUACCUUAUAAUGAAACAAUCAACUGCAUUUAUUUUUGGUUUAAAAAUGAUAAUGUUCAGCAAUUGGAGCUUGAAAUCACAAUGAAAGAAGCAAACUAAACAUUCUUAGAUCAAUUUAUUUAAAUAUUAAUUAGCUAUCUAUUCUAUACAUUAAUAGGAGGAGUCUUUUUCUGCGGAUGCUCAUUUUGUAUUGUAUAUUUUAGCAGUGAAGUUUAUAAGAGAUGGACUAAAUUUAUGAGAAGAAGAUAGAUGGAAAAACAGCUUCCGUUAAUGACAUAUUCUUAGUUUAAAUAGAAUUAAAAUUUACAUAGAAAUAAUGAUUAAAAUACUUGUUCAAUUUGUUUAGGCGAAUAUGAAGAUAAUGAUAGAAUAAGAGUAACAUGUUGUCGUCAUGUAUUUCAUUAAGAAUGUAUUGAAGAAUGGGCCCUGAAAAAGAACUAGUGUCCAUUUUGCAGAGAAAAAAUAUUUAUAUUUUUAUAUAAUUCUAUGUUAGAAUUAUUAAAAAGAAAUACUGAUAGAAAUAAUCAAUAAAUCAAUGGAGCUGAAAAUGAAUAAAACAAUUCAGAAGAAUAAAAUAAUAGUGCAAAUGAAAUCUAAGUUAAUGUUCAGAUGGCCACUUUAAAUAUUUAAUAAGAUUAACCAAAUAGUAAUAGAUAUUAAAAUUUAGUUGAAACUAAUUGA